Messenger RNA from Pseudoliparis swirei, 2511 nucleotides. RefSeq names its product wingless-type MMTV integration site family member 2 (gene wnt2). The transcript has 5 exons. Gene Ontology annotation, cellular component: extracellular region. NCBI's taxonomy places the organism in Eukaryota, Metazoa, Chordata, Actinopteri, Perciformes, Liparidae. The record is from RefSeq and is a predicted model, not a curated record. Gene Ontology annotation, biological process: canonical Wnt signaling pathway; cell fate commitment; multicellular organism development. Gene Ontology annotation, molecular function: cytokine activity; frizzled binding. The coding region runs from base 331 to 1380 and encodes 349 amino acids.
GCAUCUCUCGGUGGAUUACAACGAGGUGAACGAACAAGGCACCUUCUCUCCCGGUGACGCGCUCUCUCUCUUCCCUCCCUCACCGGCACAAAACCCCGCGCCACGCCAUGGCCUUCACGCGCAGAGCUCUCCGUCCUCCUCCUCCUCCUCCUCCUCCUCCUCCUCCUCCUCCGGCUGUGUGAUGACACACGUUUUAAUCCACGAGUUUUUGUCUUCGUCUUCCUCUGGAGAUUCGACCGCGCGGUGACUUCCCCUCCUCGAUGUUUUAUUUGCGUGUCUUUCCUUCGCGGGAGCGCGCGGUGCGUCCAGGCGCGUAACGUGUCGGUGAAGAUGAACUUCCUGCCCGGUGGGCUCUGCCUGUCCGUCGCGGUGUGCUGGCUGACGGCCGGGGUGGACGCGUCCUGGUGGUACAUGGGCACGCUGGGCUCCCAGGUGAUGUGCGACAACAUCCCCGGCCUGGUGAACAAGCAGCGCCAGCUGUGCCGCCGGCACCCCAAGGUGAUGCGGGCCAUCGGGGCCGGCAUGCAGGACUGGAUCUCCGAGUGCCAGCACCAGUUCAGAGACCACCGCUGGAACUGCAACACCACGGCCAGAGACCACAACCUGUUCGGCCGCCUGCUGCUGCGCAGCAGCCGCGAGGUGGCCUUCAUGUACGCCAUCUCCUCGGCCGGCGUGGUCUACACGCUGGCGCGCGCCUGCAGCCGCGGCGAGCUGGACUCGUGCUCCUGCGACCCCAAGAAGACGACGGGCUCGUCGCGGGAUGCCACGGGCUCGUUCGACUGGGGCGGCUGCAGUGACCAUGUGGAGCACGCCAUGCGCUUCAGCCAGGGCUUCGUGGACGCCAAGGAGAGGAAGGUGAGGGACGCCCGGGCGCUCAUGAACCUGCACAACAACCGGGCCGGCAGGAAGGCGGUGAAGCGCUACAUGGCCCUGGAGUGCAAGUGCCACGGCGUCAGCGGCUCGUGCAGCGUGCGGACCUGCUGGCUCGCCAUGGCCGACUUCCGGCGCGCCGGCGACCACCUGCGCAAGAGGUACGACGGCGCCGUGCAGGUGGCGGUCAACCGGUACGGCACCGGGUUCGCCGCCGCGCACGCGCACUUCAAACGGCCCGGCAAGAACGACCUGGUGUACUCGGAGGAAUCGCCGGACUACUGCGUCCGGGACCACGAGUCAGGCUCGAUGGGUACUGGUGGGCGUGUCUGUAACCGGACGUCGCGCGGCGUGGACGGCUGUGACGUCAUGUGCUGCGGUCGCGGCUAUGACGCGUCGCGCGUGAGCCGGACGACGAAGUGCGAGUGCAAGUUCCACUGGUGCUGCGCGGUGCGCUGCGGCGCGUGCGAGCGGCAGGUGCACGUGCACACCUGCAAGGGGCGCACGUGAACCGGACUACUUCCUGUCCGCGAGGGGCGGGGCUUAGCGAAUAGUCAACCUACUGAGCAUUCAUUUGAGAAGGGCGGAUGUUUGUUUGUUGUUGUUUACUUCUGACGGUUAGAACGAAAACCUCGAGGACAAGUUAAUACAUCUUAAGUUAAAUGAUUUAUCCUCGAGUCCCUUCAAUGUCACGUGCUUCUCUUCUGACUGGCUCUGGAAACAUGGCGGCUCACUUCAAAGUAAAAGCUUCUGUUUCAGGCUUCACUAGAGUUUGAACUCACUAAAGAUCAUAAACCGUUUCUCCUGUUUGAGGCUUUAUUCUGACUUCAUGGUUAUUUGACUUUAGAAUAAUAAGUGAGAUUAUUUUAAUUACAUUUAAAGUGUUUUAACGUCGUUGUGCUUGAAGGUUUUCUGUUUGGCAGAACGUGAGAACAUGUCGCGCUCCUGAUUCUCCACCAGAGGGCGCUGUUUCUUCCCAACAGGCCGAAUUUAUGCGGCUGAAACUGCGCCACCUGGUGGCCGUCGAGGGUUUUUCACCUUAGCAGAUACUAAAUAAAACAGGGUUUACCAAAUGUUUAUUUAAUGCAUCCAUUUAAACUCUACGGAUGUUACACUACAUUAGUGUCACUUUCAAUAUUCAAACGUAGCUUAAAACUAUUCGUCGCCGUUAAAAACCUUUUAACUAGUUUGAUGUAUUUCAAACUCCUUUUACUUAUUCCACUGUAUUUAUUUACUCUGCAUCAUAUUUAAACUAAACCGUUUACUUUUAAGUUCACACAUUUAGUUUCUUUAUGUAAAUAUAUGUUUGUGUAAAUUAAAAUCAGUUUAGUAAGUGGGAAGGUUAUAAUAAUAAUAAUGUUAAAGAUCAUAUUAAAUACAUAAUGAUUGUUCUCUGAAGGCAAGGGGCGGGGCUUCUCCCGGGUCGGGACCCAAAAGAACGGCGUGAAGAAGUCGACUUGCAGCGAUACACAAAAAGUCCUUUAUUGUAUUUUUUUGUCUUUUCACUUCUUUUUUUAUGACGGUAAACUGAUCGCCUCUUUUUCUUUUCUGGUUUUUUGUACAACAAAAAGAAAUUUAAAUGAUUUGAAAAAAGAAGAAAAAAACGCAAACAUAUCAAAUAAAGAAAAAACUAAAUCUGGA